AUGUCUAACAUAACUAUAUAUAGCCAACGUUGCGCGGUAACAGGACAGUCAUUGAAAUGUGUAUCUAACACAACUAUAUAUACUCAACGUCCGGUGGACUUUGACGCUACUCGAAGUGAAUGCACCUCAGUAGAGCAUAAAACUUUUAAUAACACAGUUGAUGGUUCACGAAAUCCAAAAGCAAUUCGAAUUGGAAAUUUUGAAAUCGAAACAUGGUAUUCUGCACCAUAUCCAGCAGAAUAUGCACAGCUCUCAGUUUUAUAUCUGUGUGAAUAUUGUAUGAAAUACAUGAAAAGUUUGGAAAUGAGGCAGCGACACUCGGAACGAUGUCAACUUCGACAUCCUCCAGGCAAUGAAAUAUAUCGGAAAGAUGGUGUAUCGGUAUUUGAGGUAGAUGGUUACUGUUCCAGAAUUUACUGUCAAAAUAUUUGCCUUCUGGCGAAAUUAUUUCUGGACCACAAAACGUUGUACUAUGAUGUGGAACCAUUCUUAUUUUAUGUGGCUACAAGGAAUGAUAGCAGUGGAUGUCAUUUCGUUGGAUAUUUUUCCAAAGAAAAAUAUAGUGCGCAAAAAUAUAAUCUGUCGUGCAUUAUGACAUUACCUUCUUAUCAGAGACAAGGAUUUGGAAGAUUUUUGAUUGAUUUCAGCUUUUUGUUAACUCGGAAAGAGGGCUUGACAGGGACACCAGAAAGGCCAUUAUCAGAUUUGGGCCGUUUUUCUUAUAAAAGUUACUGGCGAUCAGCUAUUUGUGAAUAUCUUUAUAAGACUAUUUCACCCGAUAAAACAAAACGGCUGACUUUGAGAGGUAUUGCACGCGGGACAGGUAUUUCGGUUUACGAUGUUAUGGAAACCUUACAGUCGUUGAAUAUACUUCAGCGAGUCGAUUCUCAGACGAUAAUUAUAUUAAAUAUGACGAUGUUGAAGAAUCACUGGACUAGAGCUAAGAAUGAUACGAAGCGUAUUUGGUUGGAUGAAACGAAACUAUCAUGGUUGCCAGUUGCAUAUUCUCCUUCAAAAGAGUAUGGUGAACGAACAUCCCAUGCGUUACGCUCCCCUUUUACUAACCCUAUCCGACAAACUGCAGUACGCCGUAAUCGUGGAAACAUAAUGCAGAAUGCAAGUGUUGGUGGUGGUAUGCAAGGAUCGAAAACAAAUGGUUUUUUUCGAGAAAAAAACAUCAAAAAUGGUAAAACAAUUCUCAAAAAGAGGCGGUCGGAUGACAAGACAUCGGAUGAAGACAAAAAGACAGUAAUGAGUUUGAAAACUACAUGCCGAGAUGGGAAGCAAAAUAGACGAAUUUGGCGAAAAACAAGCGGUGAUGAUUCUGAUGAUAACGAUGUGAAAUUGCAAAAGGAAGCAAGGAAGAACAUGCGGCUAGCCGAAAUAAGUCAAAAGAAAGUAUCAAAGAGAAGUACUACCAGUCGACGUUUCCGAAAAAGUGGGACGAAAAAGGCUGUAGCGGUUGAACCGUAUACGUAUCCAUCAUCAUCAAACAGUAAUUCAUCAGAUCUAAGCGAUGAUAGUUCAGAUGUUCGGAAAAAUGAAAAAGCUUACAAGCCUUCCCACAAGAAGCAUGUGUCACGUUCUCAUUUUAGGCGACGAAAACAGAGAAGUAUCGCCAAUGUAGAAUCAGUCGAACUGAAUAACGUCAAUGAUCAAGAUAUUAUGCCAGAUAGUAAGAAAGUACCCAUAAAAACCAUGAAUUCAAAUUGCCAUAAAUUACAUCUUUAUCACAUAUCGUCUAGCGCCGAUUCAAGUGGUUCUGAGGGAUCAUCUGAUGAUUCACUUUUGAUUUUGAAGCGACGCAAAAUAACUAAUAAUACAAAACCACUGUUUUUAAGUUGCGCCAAUUCUCCAGAACCACUGGAAGAUGGGCAUAUAACUCCGAAACUGAGUGUGAGUCAAGAACCGGAAAGCGAAAUUCCCGAUUGCAGUAAGCUGAUUACAACUGAUGUUCAACAGUCAAACAAGAACGAAAAAAGUUUGGAAUUGAGUGUUGAUAAUGAAGAUGAACUACCACCUACACUGGAAGCAGAUGGCGUCGACAAAGAUAAGCUAGUAAAGGAAUGGGACAAUCCGGAUAGAUCAUCAUGCUGUUCCGGAAGCAGUUUUCCAAACGGGAUGCCACUUCUUCGUGUGAAUAUUGCAGGGAAUGAUAGUGCAUAUGAAGGAGAAGAUGAAGACGUUCCGCCGAGAUUGUCGCCGAACUUCGCUCUGGUUGAAAGUAGCGACACGAAUAGUCCAAAAGAACUCGAGCCAAUACCAUCUUUAAGCCAAGCAUUGCCCAAUAAAUCUGUCCCAGAUUUGCUAGCUGUUUCGUCACCAUCAAAACCUCAUGAUACGGUUUCAAAUAAUUCAGCGUCGCGAAUUACAUCUGUUACUAACACCAUUUGCGAAAUGGUUAAUUUGGGUGGCGAUGCUGGAAGUGAAGGCGAAAGUGAGGCAGAACAGAAAGAAUUAAGUGGUAGCCAUUCGAACCAUAGAAAAAACGGAAAAUCGGAGGCUUUGCCGCUUAGACUUGAAACAUCAGCACUGGAUAGGCCUCCGAAAGCUCCGGCAAUGCUUUCAUUGCCAAACGAGGAGCAUGAUAUAAACCAUUCGGACGAGAAAAGCGAAGUCGCAUCGAUCGGGAAAGACAGUUCCGUGGAAACAGUUGAGCAUGCAGUAUUCCAGAGCAGCAGCAAUUGUCGGCAACCAAACUCAAUCCUUAAUCAAUCUCCAAUUUUGCCACCCAGCUCGAUCCAUUCAGAUCUUUCUUCUCAAAGCUUUGUGUCACCUCCCUGUUCUUUGCAAAAGCGCAAUACAUCUGACGGUUCCUGUCGUACUCCUCUUUCACAAAUUGAGGCAAGUCCUGGAGAAGUUUUCAUUGGUUCCACUGAUAGAAAUAGCGCUCGCUCGAAUCCCUCAACUCCACAUCAUCUCUCAACUCAAAGCCAUCCAGGUUCGGAUAUGAUGUUUUGCACUACAACAGCAGGAGACAUGUGUCUGAAUAUGAUGGCUGAAACAUCAGUGAUGGCAAACAACACAAAAAGUAUGGUGAAACCAUCGACACCAAGAGUGUUGCCAUCAUCGACAACUCACCAUCAUUCUCACCGACGUGGUUCCAAAAAAGAUCAAAGUCGUUCAUCGAAAACCGCUUCAAACAGCCAAAGGGCGCAGUUAUUUAAGCCUCCAGCGCCACUUCCGCCAUAUGUAAUUGCAGCACCAAAUGCAGGACAAUCAUUUAUGGGUCCUUCACAAGUCACACAUUCUCAGACAGGAUCUUAUUAUGCGGGCGGUUAUGCGAAUUCACGACAUUCCGCUUACUUCGAUUCACAGUUUCACCCGAAUGCUCUGUCGACAGCGACUGCUUCAGCAACUUAUCCAGCAUCGAGUGUAAGCUAUCCGUCCCAUUUAGGUGGCAUAGGUAAAACAUAUCCUAUGGGAGCUGCUGUUCAGAGUGGCUUUUCGUAUUCUUAUCCUCGUGGUAUGCAUCAGGCCGGUGCUAAUAUGGGAUUAUCAAGUAGUGGAACUAUUGGACCAGUAACUCCACAACAAAUGAUCGGUGUACAAUGUCCAGAGUUACAGAAUACUAGUCAAGCUAAUGCGGCAACUUCAUGGAGAUAUCCUACUCCACCUGCCGCAUUUUCGGGUCAUUUCAUGGAUGCAUUUGGUGGUGGUAUGCCAUCAGCAGCUGGUGGUAGCCAAUUUGCAUUACCAAAUCAACUUUAUUAUCAGCAUGGUUACCACCCGUAUUUGAUGCCAAUGAUGCGGAAUGAUUAA
Messenger RNA from Acanthocheilonema viteae, 3762 nucleotides. Lineage: Eukaryota; Metazoa; Nematoda; Chromadorea; Rhabditida; Onchocercidae. The record is from the annotation of a GenBank genome assembly.